This is a messenger RNA of Paramecium sonneborni, 1315 nucleotides long. Lineage: Eukaryota; Ciliophora; Oligohymenophorea; Peniculida; Parameciidae. The record is from the annotation of a GenBank genome assembly.
AUGAACUAAGAUAAUUUUGAGGUAUUAUUAGUGAUGAAUUUAAGAUUAAAGUAGAAGUUAGUGAUCCUAGAAUUUAAUAAGGGCUUAAUAAAUAUACAAUUUAUUCUGUUAGAGGAAUGGAUUAGAAUGGGCAAUUUGAUGUUGCUCGUAGAUUUAAUGAUUUUCGACUUAUUCGUUAAUUAUUAGUUCAUAAAUGGCCUGGCUGUUACAUUCCUCCAUUACCUCCUAGAAAAGCAUUAGUAGAUAUUUAUAUCAAAUAAUUACUUUAGGGAAAUAUGAAUCAAAAAUUUAUUGAUGAUAGAAUGCAUUCAUUAUAAGAUUGGAUGAGAACAAUAUCAUAACUCAGAUAUUUCUGGUAUUCUGAAGAGUUUCAAUACUUUAUUAAAGCCAAUGGAGAUAUAGAAAAAGUAUUUUUUAUCAUUAAAAGUGGAGGCAUUGGCCUAAGUUCCUAAACUUACUUAUGAAGAGAUUAUUAAUAAAUAUUAGGAUACAUUUACUGAACUUUCAGGAGUAAAAAAAAUAUAAUAUUUUAAUAUAGAGAGAAAUCAAUCGUGAUAUAAUAUAAAAAAUUUCUGAUUUCCAUGAAUUCUUGAAGAAAGUAAUGCCUAUGAUGGAGAAUUUUAAAUAAAUUGCAAAGUAUAGUUAAUCUUAAAAUUAGAAAUAUCUAAUUGGCAAGAGAAACUUAUCAAAAAUAGUUGGUUCAUUUUUUAUAAGUAUUAUUACCAGAAUAUGAAUAACAUGUUCUUCUUGAAUUUAUGGAGAGUCCUGAUAAAUUAGUUAUUCAAACUCUUAAAAAUGAUGAAUAUCCAGCAUAAAUCUUAAAUAAUUAUCUCACUUUACUUAAUUAAGAUGAAUUCUUACUUUUGUUUUAAGAAAUCAGAAAAGAAUCCAAAUAAUUAAGAGCCUUUCUUGAAACUAUGACAUAAAGGGAAAAAUACGAAUAAUAAAAGCUAUUUUUUGAAUAAAAACAAAAAGAGUUGCAACUUGAAUUGUAAGAAAUCUUAGCUGGAAAAUAAUCAAUAAUGAAAAUAUUUUCAACAUCUAAAAAAGAGGAUAAAAUAGCUAAAUUACAAAUCGAAAUUGAUUCUACAGCCAAAGACAUUGAGAAUAUGUAAUUUAUAUGUGAUAUCCUUACAGUUUUAUUAGGAUAUAUCGAAAUUGAUAAAUUUAAAGUAAUCCUUAAAUAUAUAAAUAGUUAGAAAAAUAAACUAAUUAUUACAAAUUAGCAAAAAAUUUAAUUCAAUAUGAAAUACAUUUAACAUAAGCAUCAGAAGAGUUUUGGGAAAGAAUUGAACAAAAUUAUAAUUUAUUAUGA